GACGUAACUUCCGGGAAGGGCUUACUUCCAAGACAGACACGGAAGUGCUGGGAGGCGCCGGGAGCCGGUUUGGUUGCGGGUGUCUCUGGCCCUGCGGUCAGCCCUGGGAACGUCCCGGAGAGCUAGAUUCCUAGAGGCCCGAUUCCGCUAGCCCGGAACAGACAAAGCCAGCGCUCCCGCCCGCUCCCCGACUUAGGAUUCGAUGCCGGCAGCGUCCUGGGGCCCCCGUAGCGGGGCUGGACCAUGAGCCUGCUGGACGGCCUCGCCUCCUCGCCGCGGGCUUCGUUGCAGUCCAGCAAGGCCAGGAUGAAAAAGCUCCCGAAGAAGAGCCAGAAUGAGAAGUACCGGCUGAAGUACCUGCGGCUGCGCAAAGCGGCCAAGGCCACGGUGUUUGAAAAUGCUGCUAUUUGUGAUGAAAUUGCUCGUCUUGAGGAAAAAUUUCUUAAAGCAAAAGAAGAAAGAAGGUACUUGCUAAAGAAGCUCCUCCAGCUUCAGGCUCUAACUGAAGGGGAAGUACAGGCUGCAGCUCCUUCCCACAGUUCCAGUUUGCCCCUGACUUAUGGUGUGGCCAGCUCUGUGGGAACUAUACAGGGAGCUGGGCCUAUUUCAGGGCCCAGCACUGGGGCUGAGGAACCAUUUGGGAAGAAAACUAAGAAGGAGAAAAAAGAAAAAGGCAAAGAGAACAACAAACUGGAAGUUCUGAAGAAAACAUGCAAGAAAAAGAAAAUGGAGGGAGGUGCUCGCAAGCUGGUUCAGCCCAUUGCCCUGGAUCCCUCAGGACGGCCUGUGUUCCCCAUCGGACUAGGGGGUCUAACAGUAUAUAGCCUGGGGGAGAUCAUCACCGACCGACCUGGCUUUCAUGAUGAGAGUGCCAUCUACCCCGUGGGCUAUUGCAGUACUCGAAUAUAUGCCAGCAUGAAGUGCCCAGACCAGAAGUGUCUAUAUACCUGUCAGAUCAAGGAUGGUGGUGUGCAGCCUCAGUUUGAAAUUGUUCCUGAAGAUGACCCCCAGAAUGCCAUUGUCAGCUCUUCUGCAGAUGCUUGUCAUGCAGAACUGCUCAGGACUAUAAGCGCUACUAUGGGGAAACUAAUGCCUAACCUGCUUCCAGCUGGAGCUGACUUUUUUGGAUUUUCUCAUCCAGCCAUCCACAACCUGAUCCAGAGCUGUCCAGGAGCUCGAAAAUGCAUCAAUUACCAGUGGGUGAAAUUUGAUGUGUGCAAACCUGGAGAUGGGCAGCUACCUGAGGGGCUGCCGGAGAAUGAUGCAGCUAUGAGCUUUGAAGCCUUUCAGAGACAGCUCUUUGAUGAAGAUCAGAAUGAUCCCCUUCUGCCAGUUCUGGAUGCUGGGAAGUCCAAGUUCAAGGAGCGCAGAUUCAAUGUCUGGAAUAUCAAGUCCCAGCCCCUGCAACCCAGGCUGCUGCUUAAUUUUCAUGUCAGUAUCAUCAAAAUCCAAUGUUCUGCUUAAACUCAAGAUGGAAAGUCCAGUCCAAGGUACACUGUUCAUCUUUUUCUUCACAUUUUGCACAUCCUUCAAGGGGAUCUUUAACCUCUUUAACCCUUUGUAUUGCACCUCAGAUAAUGUGCUUUUUAGCUCAGUACAUUGAAACCAUAUGAUAACACAAAUUCACAUAUAAUUGGGGGUUAGUCCCAUCCUCUAUAACAGACUUAGUCCUGUCUUUUCAUUAGCCAUGUAAUAAUAUAACUCCAUGUUCCAUGCAACUGGAUUUUUGGACCUUGUUAAUAGCAUUAAGGUAGAGGUUCACUCUAUCACCUAACACCUCAACACUACCUGUGGGAUGCCUUAGUUACCCAGCACCAGGUUACCAAGGGCUGUCUGGAAAGGGAGGGACAAAAGGACCCAGAAGUAGAAGAAUGGGGAUGGAGUGGCGAGAAUUGAAUGGUUAAUGCACUGCCAUUCAUAAUUGCCAAUUGAGGACAACACAAAUGGGAUUGGUACUUUAUAGUAAUAAAUCUGACCAGCAGAGGGAGGGAUCAGGCAGCAGUGUUUAGAGCACACCACACUGGCCACUGUAAACUCAGAAGCUAAGUUAACUGGUAUUUUAUGAUUUUGAGUAUAGUCUUUUUAUAAGUUGUAUACACUUUACAAUGUAAAAGAAACAAACUUUGUAUAAUAGCAAAUUGGGAAGGGGACUGCUUAAAAUGUUAAUGCAGUGUUUUUCUUUUUUUUCUCUGCAUAAAUGGCUUGAGCAUACUGGCAUUUACACAGAAAUGAUAUAUGCUGCUUUUAUCAUAUAACAAAUAUUUUCCCACUAUUACAGCCUGAGUAAUACCCGUAUUAAAAGAGCCUCAUUUUAGAAAGACAUUUAAAAUUUUUGGAACAUACCACAUGUAGAAAGGUUGAACUGGUUUUUCAGCUAUAAUGCGUAUACAACUAUAGUGUGUACGUAUACCACAUAUACAUAUACUUGUAUGGAGAUACGUGUAAAAUGUUUUUACUAUGGAUCAUGGAUUUAAGAAACUUGAAAAGCCGGGUACGGUGGCUCACGCCUGUAAUCCCAGCAUUUUGGGAGGCUGAGGCGGGUGGAUCAAGAGGUCAGGAGAUCGAGACCAUCCUGGCUAAGUCGGUCUCUAAUAAAAAUACAAAAAAUUAGCCAGGCGUGGUGGCACGCACCUGUAGUCCCAGCUACUUGGGAGGCUGAGGCAGGAGAAUCGCUUGAACCCGGGAGGCAGAGGUUGCAGUGAGCCGAGACUGCGCCACUGCACUCCAGCCUGGGCAACAGAGCAAAACUCCAACUCAAAAACAAAAACAAAAACACCUUGAAAAACACUGCCUUAGUAUACUUAAACUAUCUUUUCAUCUAUCAGAUUGUUAAGGAUUUUUUUUAAAUUUGACAACAUCCAGUGUCAAUGAGGGUGAGGGCAAAAAAGGACUACCUUGGUGAGAAUGUAAGUUGUUUAAUCCUUUGGGAGGGUUAAGCUGUAGAUAUCUAAAUUUUAAAUAUAUAUUUAUCCUCUUCCAUGUUAAGAACCCUAAGAAAUAACUGGGGCAUGCCCUAUUCAUUACAGUAUUAUUUUAAUAGUAGAAAAUUGUUAAAAAUCUAUAUGUCCAUUAAUAGGAAAUUGGUUAAAUAAAAUGAGGCUUCCACAAACUGAAACACUCUAAAUCUAUAUUCUAUUACUUACAUAAGAAAAUUAUUUUGGUAAAGUAAGUCAAAAACAUAGAUUACAAAAUAAUAUGUACUGUAUAAAAUUAUAUAACUCAAGUCAAGUGAAUGGUUCAGCAAAAUAGUGUUUCUCUGAAUGAUGAAUUUGGGGGUGAUUUUUACUUGCUUAUACUUUAAUGUCCAAAUUUUCUACAGUGACUAUAAAUUUCAUUUUAAAACUAAAAAGUUCUUACAUUUGGGGAAAUACAGUGAAUUCCCACAUAAUGUUUUAAAUUACUCAGCCACUAAAAAUGAAUGUACAUGACUUUAUUAACAUAGUCAUUGCCUAAACCAUAUUUUUCACACUAUGUAUUCUAGGUUCCUGGAGGUGAAAGGAAUCUGGACUUAGAGUUCUUGGCUACCUCUGGCUGCCCCCGAAUUAGAACAGCCCAUGGGGGUAUGUGUAUUGGGAGUGGAGGAGUGGACGGGUAGAUUGACUUUUUCUCAGGCAUCAAUCUGUUACAAGGUUCAUGGUUUCUAUGGGGCCAGAUGCAUGAGAGGUCAAAGCAUGGGCAACAGGGGUUAACUGAACGAGUUGAAUGCUAGGAAGUCCUCAGGGGAGCCAAAGUUCCUUGUAAAGUGUGUAGAUUUUUUGUUUUUUAACUAAAUAAAAUCUUGGCACUGACAAA
Molecule: messenger RNA, 3792 nt
Organism: Gorilla gorilla gorilla (western lowland gorilla)
Lineage: Eukaryota; Metazoa; Chordata; Mammalia; Primates; Hominidae
Gene: FYRD1
Product: transforming growth factor beta regulator 1
Exons: 10
Coding region: 244-1464 (406 amino acids)
Biological process (GO): regulation of cell cycle
Cellular component (GO): nucleus
Source: RefSeq, a predicted model, not a curated record